Molecule: messenger RNA, 1383 nt
Organism: Heteronotia binoei (common prickly gecko)
Lineage: Eukaryota; Metazoa; Chordata; Lepidosauria; Squamata; Gekkonidae
Gene: SIRT4
Product: sirtuin 4
Exons: 4
Coding region: 399-1361 (320 amino acids)
Molecular function (GO): NAD-dependent protein lysine deacetylase activity; NAD+ binding
Source: RefSeq, a predicted model, not a curated record
CUCUGAUUUCACAACGCUCCUUCUCCGGAGCUGCAAAACCUCCCUGCGCAAACAAACACGAAAGCUCACUUGCAGUACAACAGCGAGCGCAGCUGCCGGCAGUUUUUCAGCCGAUGGAAUCUGGGAGUUGUAGUUUUCACUGCAAGAGCCCCUUCAUCGCCCUGCUACAGGAACUGCAUUUCCCAGUACCCUUGUUGUUGCGGCUUUCCGCUGAGAUCGAUCGUGCGCUUCGGUGUGUAAAUAGAGAAGUGUUCCUCAGUGGUAGAUCUCCAUGCCAAGAGUCUGAACUGUUAUGAUGUGCCCAGAGUCUUUGGAAUAUACAGAAAUACUCUUCUCAAAGGGAUUCUGAAACAGUCCUGCUUUGAGCAUCAGACCCAUCAUCUGUGGUCAUAACCUAGAUGAAUGCAGGUGUGGCCAACACCUUGAAGGCUAUCAAAGGAUGCAGAGUCCUCCUUGGCCUACAACAUCUCCAUUCCUACUCAACUGCUAAGCCUGUCCAAACUCUUGCGUUUGUUCCAGCCAGUCCUCCCCCAGAACCCCUGGAAGUUAAGAAGCUGCAAGACUUCAUUUUUUCCUCCCAGAGGUUGUUUGUGAUCACUGGAGCUGGAAUUUCUACUGAGUCCGGAAUCCCAGACUAUCGCUCUGAAGGUGUGGGCCUUUAUGCCCGGACAGACAGGCGGCCCGUCCAGCAUGCUGAGUUUCUCCGAAGCUCCCGUGCCCGCCAGCGGUACUGGGCCAGAAAUUUUGUGGGCUGGCCACAGUUUUCUUCCUAUCAGCCAAAUGCAGCACACCUGGCUCUGAGGAAGUGGGAGGUGCUAGGGAAGCUGCACUGGUUGGUGACCCAGAAUGUAGAUGCCCUUCACGUGAAGGCUGGAAGUCAGCGGCUGACGGAACUACAUGGCAGCACACACAGGGUGUUAUGCCUCAGCUGUGGAGAGCAGAUGCCCCGUGCUGAGCUGCAGGAACUCUUUGAAGACUUGAACCCCACAUGGAAAGCUGAAGCACAUGGAGUAGCCCCUGAUGGGGAUGUCUUCUUGACAGAAGAGCAAGUGCAGAAUUUCCAUGUCCCCUGUUGCAAAAAGUGUGGUGGCCACCUCAAGCCAGCUGUGACAUUCUUUGGUGAUACAGUUAGCAGGGACAAAGUUGACUUUGUGUAUCAGCGACUGGCAGAAGCAGACUCUGUCCUUGUGGCAGGAUCUUCAUUGCAGGUGUACUCAGCUUACAAAUUUGCCCUUGCGGCCGUUGACAGGAAGAUACCAAUUGCCAUAGUUAACAUUGGCCCAACAAGGUCUGAUCCCCUUGCGGUUUUGAAGCUGAAUUCUCGUUGUGGAGAGCUGCUGCCUUUGAUUGUCAUACAGUGAUCUAAAUCUACAUCCAGAGAAA